Molecule: messenger RNA, 2698 nt
Organism: Cercospora beticola
Lineage: Eukaryota; Fungi; Ascomycota; Dothideomycetes; Mycosphaerellales; Mycosphaerellaceae
Gene: RRP8
Product: 25S rRNA (adenine645-N1)-methyltransferase
Biological process (GO): ribosomal large subunit biogenesis; rRNA methylation
Cellular component (GO): nucleolus
Molecular function (GO): rRNA (adenine) methyltransferase activity
Source: RefSeq, a predicted model, not a curated record
AAAGUUCGCUGACUCAGCAUUCGGCGAAGCUCGACUUCAGAAUUUCUCGAGAAGCUCGAGAUGAAAGAGCAUAACCUACAAUGUUCGCGGUAAAAGGAUGGAAUGUCGACGCUUCGACGCUGAAGCCACAGACGGAGGUGUUCAAGGGCAAGAAGGCCGCAAGUAAGGAGGCUGCUGCGGCUCAGGAAGAUGGCGACAAGCAGAGCAGAAAGCGCAAGAGAGAGGAAGCAGAAGAGGAGAAGUCUAAGAAGGCGGACGCACAGCUAGGCGAGCAGUGGGAGAAGCACAUCGAAGGGAAGACACCGAAGAAAGCUAAGAAGGGAAAGACUUCGGACAAGACUGGAGACCAAGCGCAGCCUGGCGCAAAAGACAAGUCCAAGGCGAAGGAUGAGGAAAAACCAGGUGCAGAGGUAGACAAGGCAUCGACGGAGGCUGGCACAGAGACUAAGAAGGCGAAGAAGCGCAGUCGGGAUAGGAAGAAGGAAAAGCAGAAUGGCGUGGCCGGCACCUCUGGUCCAGCAACAGCAAAUGGAGCAGCAGUUCCAGCACCACCACCUGCCCUUCCUGCUGGAAUGAAGCUCACGCCCAUGCAAGCUGCUAUGCGUCAAAAACUCAUUUCUGCUCGAUUCCGUCAUCUCAACGAGAAACUCUACACGGAGCCGUCCGCAAAGGCACUCGAAUUGUUCGAUCAGAACCCGGAAAUGUUCGAAGACUAUCACUCCGGAUUCCGUCAGCAAGUAACGACAUGGCCUUCGAAUCCUGUUGACAAUUUCAUCGCCACAAUACGAUCGCGAGGAGCUGUGCGCCUGCCUUCACAGAAAAAAGCUUUCCAGAAGGAUGGGAAGCGGAAGCAUACAGAUGUCGCCGACCGCCUGAAGGCUGAGAGUGAAGGGAGAGUUGCGGCACUUCCACGAACGCAGGGCACAAGUAUCAUCGCAGAUCUUGGCUGUGGUGAUGCGCGUCUUGCGCAGACGCUUACGGAUUCUGGAGACAUGACGAAACUGAAUUUGCGAAUCCUAUCUUACGAUCUGCACUCCCCGAGUCCACUUGUGACAAAGGCAGAUAUUGCGAACUUGCCCGCCGAUGAUGGCAGCGUUGACAUCGCCAUUUUCUGCUUGGCGCUGAUGGGAACCAAUUGGAUCUCGUUCAUUGAAGAAGCAUACAGAAUUCUCCACUGGAAAGGCGAGCUUUGGAUUGCUGAGAUCAAGUCUCGUUUUGGUCGCGUUGGGAAGAGUAAAGUCGUUGAGCACAGCGUGGGCGGGAAGAGGAAGCAAGCUGCUCUGCAGAAGAAGAAAGCAAAAGCUGAUGCCGAGCAAGAGGAGGCUCAUGAGCAGGAAACGCUCGCGGUAGUUGUGGACGGCGCUGAAAAUGCUCCAACAAACCAAGAAACGGACGUAUCGUCUUUCGUUGAAGUGCUUAGACGGCGUGGAUUUAUCCUCAAGAAUGGAGAUAGCUCUAUCGAUUUGAGCAACAAGAUGUUCGUCAAGAUGGAGUUUGUCAAAGGUGCUGCAGCCACGAAGGGCAAGAAUAAGACGGAAGACGAGAAGAAGGUGGAAAAGCCCAGAUUCAAGAAAGCGAAAUUUUUGGAUGAUGAUGCUAAGCAGGAAGAGGACGUGGCGACUGAUGAUGAGGCGAAGACGCUGAAGCCGUGCUUGUACAAGAUUCGGUAGAAGCAAAUACCAAGACUUAUGGACGGCACGAAAUGGCCGGACUGGGUUCGUGUCCUCAAUCUGCGCCCAUUUCUGUGGCAGCAUGUCAAGGCUCGUGCAGUUCAAGGCACAGUUCAACAACCAUAUCCAUAUACUUCACAAUCCUCACCUUGAGUCCGCCCGACUCCCGAAGAAGCGAAAGCUGAUACCAACGAUGGACAGACUUGCUGCCUUCUAUACGCUUUGAUCAAUAGAACUGGCCAUCAACAACAAAUUCUCUGAGCUCGGCCAGUAAAACUAAACCUACGUUCAACCGAAAUACAACGGCUAAAUCAAGGCAUCCGGCUUGCCAACACCAUCGAACAUGGCUACUCUUCGUGGCAGCUACGUGUGCGGAUGAUUGACCUGCGAGCUUCUUGAGGCGCCGAAGGGACUGCCGCACAGAUAUGUGGUUUUAUUGCUAUCCCGUCAUAUGCCAGGCGGUUACAGGCAAUAGUGACAGCCGAUUUAGACCUCACUGUGUCAUUGCCUUCCUUGCCGUAAGAUUUCUGGCUCCACCUACUCGGUCAAUCUUACAGUAGCAGCAUCCAAUUUCGACUUGACAAGUUGUGAACUCAAACAGUUCGGGCCAAGCAUCCAGAGGCAUUCGAAUAUUCUUUGUCGUUCUGCCUGGAGUGUGGAAAGCCGAUGUACGCUCAGGUACAUGCGUCCAAGGGAGCGUCAGCGCUGAGUACUUUAGUGCUUCAAGUGGGGACUUUAGAUGAUGCCGAUCUGCCGGAGGCUACCACUGCUGUGGAGUUGAAUAUCAGACAUCGAGUUCAGUGGUCUGAGCCGAUCCCUGCUGCGAAACAGAGGGAGACUUACGUCUGACAGGCUGCUGUUGUCUUAAUCGUCUGGCGUUAGACGUAGCAAAUUGCAGCAGCAAUGGUCAGCUACAGUCGGGAGAAGUCUGUUUCGGCAUCAACUGCGAUCAUAGCUCGUGUUAGUACUUAUGGGAGGCAAUACAUGGAUCGAGUAACAACAGAGGGCCUUGGUAAAACUUUCCGCCG